UUUAGAGCUCCGAGAACGCAACGGAUUUAAAGAAUCGGAUCAAACGGACGUUCUGCCCGUGUAUCUUCUCUCUAUGUGAACGUGUGUGAGCGUGUGUGCGUGUGGCCGUAUUGGUUUUGGAAUUCAAUAAUUUCAGUUAAAAUAAACAAAUGUUGAAAUUUUCAAUAUUUAUUCAAAGAUAAUUGGAAAUGAUGAGUGUCGGUUUUUAUUUGUGGUUUAUGAUGAUUUAAUUGUGGCGCAUAUACAACACAGCCCGCAGCCAAAUUUUCAUGGAUUUAUGUUUUCUUCUACAUAUGAAAUACAAACAAUUUUCGUUCAAACGAAGGAUAUCUGUCACUUGAUAUAAUGGAAAACGUGCGAUUUUCAAUCAUAGAAAACGAUUUGAAGCGAAAUUCCGAUGGCGGCGUUGACAAUGAGGUAUUCUAUCAACGGAGCAUUUCCAGCGAAAGUAACAGUGAUACCAUUUUUAGUGACGAAGCCCACGAGAUCCUAUUGCUGCAACAACAGCAUCAGGUGCUGUGGGAAAACAAAGAGAUCGAGGAAACGCUCGGACAGCUAAACAAUGCCGCAGCUGUUGCUCAUAUGGUCAAGACUGGCACUUUUACAGACCUAAUACCUGCAUCCAAUGAUGCUCAAUUGGCGCUGCUCUACUGCUCCGUUUCUGGUUGUGUGGAAAAUGUCAGCUAUUUGCUGGAUCAUUGUGGUAGUGACCCCAAGUGCUGUGAUCCCCUGGGCAGAACCCCUCUGCAUUUUGCCUGUUGCAGAGGCAAUGCCCAUAUUGCAAAAGUGCUACUGGACCGAGGAGCUGAUCCCAAUCGCUGGGAUGCCAAGAAAGAAGUUACACCUCUGCACUGUGCCUCCAGUGCGAAAAGCGUUGAGUGUAUUUUACUGCUGCUGAAGCGUAAAGCCCACAUAAAUAUUGGUCUCGAGAAGCGAUCGGCUUUGCACUUUGCCAUUGAUCGGAAUGCCGUAGAUUGUGUGGAGACUCUACUGAAAUAUGGGGCUGAUCCGAAUACGCCGCAAGUCUAUACGGAAACUCCUUUGCACACAGCAUGUGCUUUGGGUUUUACCAAAUGUGUGGAAUUGUUGUUGAACUACGGCGCAGAUGUGCGUUCACAAUUUGGAGAAGGCAAAUUGACGGCUUUGCAUUUGGCUGCCGAAAAUGAUUAUGUGGAUUGUGUCCGUUUACUGUUGGAACACAAAGCGGAUGUUAAUUGCAGAAAUGCUAGCCACCAAACUCCGUUGCAUUUGGCCUGUCUUUCACAGUCCAUAGAAACCGUGGAGUUGCUUAUCAAACAUGGGGCGAAUGUUAAUGCCGUUUAUCGUGAUGGCAGGACAGCAUUACAUGCAGCAAUAGUGAAACAGUCACGAUGUCUUGAUUGUUGUACUGCUCUGCUGAAGGCUGGCGCUAAUGUCAAUAAAGCGGACAAUUAUGGAUAUACACCACUGCAUAUAGCCGCACUGAAUGAAUUCAGCAAUUGUGUCUAUGCAUUCAUAGAACAUGGAGCUGAUAUAACAGCGCGGACCGAUGGCAACGUUUCAGCCUUGUCGUUCAUAGUUCGACGCACACCAGAAGUUAUACCAAAGCUAAUGCUUAAGUUCGAUGGUUCUAUAAAAGUAAACGAUCAUGAGAUAGGCGAUGUAGACUGUGAGAUUAAAUUGGAUUUUCGAUGGCUAGUGCCACCAGGAGCUCUGGAACGUGGGGAAACGGAGCUAUUGCUAUCGCUCAUUGAGGUGGGCCAAAAACGAGUUUUAAUGCAUCCCUUGUGUGAAACUUUUCUCUUCCUUAAAUGGCGCCGAAUACGUAAAUUCUUUCUAAUGUCCUUGCUCUACCAUGCCAUAUAUGUUAUGCUCUUCACCAUGUACAUAGUGGGUGUUUACGUACACAGCUGCGAAAAGGGUAUAGAGUGUCGAGCUCCUGGUUAUAUACUAACAGUGGGCUAUUUUGUUAUCAUUCUAAAUUUACUGCUAUUAGGCAAAGAACUCUUCCAGAUGGCUCAUGGCCUGCAGGGCUAUGCGAAGUACUGGGAAAAUUGGUUACAGUGGGCAAUUAUUUUUGGUGUUUUAUUGUGUGUGACACCGGAAAUUUUGAGCGUUGAUGAAUUGGAAAAAGUGCCGAUAUGGCAACAUCAUGUGGCUGCUGUUGUCGUAUUAUUGGUAUGGGUGGAACUGAUGAUGCUGGUUGGCCGUUUUCCCAUAUUCGGCGUUUAUGUUCAAAUGUUCACCAAAGUGGCAGUCAAUUUUGGAAAGUUUCUUUUGGCCUACAUUUGCCUAUUGAUUGCCUUUGGUUUAAGUUUCUCCGUUCUAUUUAAUGACUACAAAGCCUUUAAGAAUAUCACUUGGUCCCUAUUGAAAUCAAUAACCAUGAUGUCGGGUGAAUUAGAAUUCGAGGAUAUUUUCUAUGGGGAUGUUGUAGUAAAAUAUCCUGUAACAGCACAUUUCAUAUUUCUUAGUUUUGUUCUGCUGGUAACAGUGAUUUUGACCAAUCUUAUGGUCGGUUUGGCGGUUAGCGAUAUACAAGGCCUUCAAGUCUCUGCUUCUCUUGAUCGAUUGGUGCGCCAAGCUGAGCUGGUAUCACGUCUGGAAAGUUUAUUCUUUUCUCGCCUACUGAGAGGAGCCCCAACAAGACUUUUAAAAUUGUGCAAAAGAAGUGCCUUACUGCGAACAUCUCGCAAUAAGCUGCUCUUUGUCAUCAGACCCAAUGAUCCUCGUGACACUCAAUUGCCGGAGGAUAUUAAGCUGAACAUUUAUAAACUGGUUGCCGAGAGAAGAGAUCGCAACCUGAGUAUACGAAGACGCAAAUUGGAGUCGAACUAUUCAAUGUUUCAAAGAUCCUUGCAAAGACAAAACUCCAACUCCAAUAAACAAAAGGAUCGUAGUCCCAUUCGCAACAACGUCGACGAUUGUUGUACGAACAAAGCGCCCACAAGAACAGACCAUGACACUUUGCUAAGACCACGCUCGGCUACCAAUGUGCCCAACGUCAUGAUGGGUGAGACAGAUUUGGCCACCAAACUAAAGAACUAUGUCAACAGUAUUUCCGAUGUGAGGUCUGAGAUACAAAUGCUUAAGGCGCAGGUCAACGAACUGGGGGCAAAGAUUGACAAGUUCAACGACAGCUGUGGCAAGAAACUGAAUUUCACCGUUGAGGAGUUGUGUCGCAUUAAAAUGGUGUUGGAUCAAAAAUCGGCCAUGCGAUCGGAGAGAACAUUCAAGGUAUGAAUGGAUGAGUGGAUGGACGAGCCAGUAUUAUUUCACAACUAUCAUACUUCAAGAAACUUGGUGCUUUAACAUACAUAUACACAUAUACAUACAAAAGGGACUUAUAAACAAUGAUUUUAUAUUUGUACUUAUAUAGCAAUAAUGAACAUUUUAAUAAUAACAAAUAUUAAUAAAAUAUUAUAUAAUUUUUUCAAGCAUA
Molecule: messenger RNA, 3421 nt
Organism: Stomoxys calcitrans (stable fly)
Lineage: Eukaryota; Metazoa; Arthropoda; Insecta; Diptera; Muscidae
Gene: pyx
Product: transient receptor potential channel pyrexia
Exons: 8
Coding region: 346-3222 (958 amino acids)
Biological process (GO): transmembrane transport; monoatomic ion transport
Cellular component (GO): membrane
Molecular function (GO): protein binding; monoatomic ion channel activity
Source: RefSeq, a predicted model, not a curated record